Molecule: messenger RNA, 2841 nt
Organism: Acanthamoeba castellanii str. Neff
Lineage: Eukaryota; Discosea; Longamoebia; Acanthamoebidae
Product: cytochrome p450 superfamily protein
Exons: 9
Coding region: 1-2841 (946 amino acids)
Biological process (GO): bile acid biosynthetic process; cholesterol homeostasis
Molecular function (GO): iron ion binding; heme binding; steroid hydroxylase activity
Source: RefSeq, a predicted model, not a curated record
AUGUUCUUGUACCUCGCCCUGUUGGGGGCGGUACUCGUUCUCUCCACCAUCUUCAUCCUCCGAAAAACUCCUUCUUAUUCCUCAACUACGACGUCGACUGCGACAACGACGGAGGAUGGUGCCGUGCCGCCGGAGCCGCCCCGAGUGCCCUUCUGGGUGCCCUUCGUGGGCAACGCGUUGGCCUUUGGCCGCGACUCCCAGGGCUACCUGCAGCAGUGCCAGAAGACCUACGGCGACGCGUUCCGGCUGAAGAUGAUGGGCCAGGACUACGUGUUCGUGCUCGACCCGUUCUCGUUUCCCAACGUCUUUCGCGAGGAGAAGAAGAACCUCUCCUUCAUCGCCAUCGUCAGGGAGUUCGCGUGCAAGUGCUUUGGCGCCUCCUGGGACGAGUUCGAGAAGCAGAACCACGAGACCGUACACAAGCAAUUCAUCACCUAUCUACAGGGCGUUGAGCUGCCGGCCCUCACCGCUCGCAUGCGCGAACAUCUCGAGCGCGCGGUCAAGGAGAAGACCCAGCCGCAGCUGCUUCGGGCCGACACCAGCACCGAGUGGCAGGACGGCCACAUGUGGCGGUUCGUCAUGGAGGUCCUCUACGUUGCGGGCACGCGGGCAUUCUUCGGAGAUACGUUCGACGUGGAGCAGAGCUUCAAGGACUUCUUCGCCUUCGAUGACAACUUCCCGGCCUUCACCAUCGGUGUGCCUGACAUCCUUCUGCGCAAGAGCGUCAAGGCGCGUCAGCGCAUGAACGAUCUGCUCGUCCAUCUGACGGACCCGACGGCCAGCAAGUUGAUGGUGGAGCGCGAGCGCUACUUGGCCGAAGAAACGUCGAUUCCGCCCAACCAAAUCUCCCGGCUUCAGUUCGCCACAUUCUGGGCAGCGCACGGCAAUACUCUCCCCUCCUACAUUCUCAGCGACAAGCGAGCCAAGCAGGAGAUCACUGAGGAGGUCUUUGCCCUCUUCAACAAGAAAGACACUGGACGCGAGACGUUCGCCAAGCUGAAGGACAUGGUUAAGCUCGAAAGCGCGAUCAACGAGGCACUUCGUCUGUCGUCGGCGUCGAUCAUCGUCCGCGAGGUGAUGAAUGACUUCACCCUCAAGAUGCAGAACGGCGACCAGUUCCAUGUAAAGCACGGCCAAAAGGUCGCCAUGUACCCAUACAUUAUCCACAACAAUCCGGAGGUCUACGACAAGCCGCACGUCUACCAGUUCGACCGCUUCCUGGCCGACGAGUGCCAGGAUGACGACGACGACUACGCCCACCUCAAGUUCGUCCCCUCGACCAAGGUGCCCGGCAACAUGGAGCGCGUAGAGUCCGCCGACGUGCUGCACCUCAAGCAGCGCGAGCUCCGCCAGCUCCGCGAGUCGCGCCGGCGCGAGCGCGACCUCAGGGAGUCGCGCACGAUCCACACCAGCGCGGCCACGACAGCCGCCUCCGCGUCGACAACCGCCGCUGCACCCGCUGUCGACGCCGAUCUAAAUGUCGAUGACACGGUCGACGACCCCCAGGACCUCAGGGAGAGCCGCGAGCAGACCAUGCGCGACCUGCGCGCUAGCGGUCGCCUCUUCUCGCUAAUUCUCCGCGAGAGCGGCGUAACUCCGAUACCGACCGCUGCCGCCGCCGGCGAGGGCGAAACGGAAGUGGUCGGCGCGCCCGGCAAAGAGGAGUCGAGCUCGCCCCCAAAGAAGCCGCAGUUCACGCUCGGCGACAAGCUGCGGCAGAGGGAAAAAGAAGACGGCAACGGCGACAACAACGACGAGCACGAGCAAGAGGAGCGGCUGACGACGCCGACGAGCAAGCGGAGCCUGCGGUUCCCCGGCGCGCCGACGCUGCAGGAGCAGCUGAGCAGCAGCGGCGAGGUCGAUCUAGCCAGUCCGCUCUUCCUGCGCCGCGCCCAGCGCAUGCAGCGAAGGUACGACGCCGAAGAUGAGGGGAACGACAGCGACAGCGGCAGCAGCCCGGCCGCGGCCUCGCCCAAGCGACCCAAGCACACGGCCACUACUGCGACGACCACCAGCCCAUCACUGCCGCUGAUCCAGGUCGACAAUAUUGAUUUUAGCUCCGAGCCCGUGAGUCUCUCUUCGGCCGGCGAGCAGGCAAAGAGCGAAGAAGAGAAGAGCGAAGUGGAGGAGACCAAGCCGGCCCUGCCUCCCUUCAAGGCGGGCAGCGGGCUGCGUCGCAGCAAGCAGCUGCUGCAGAUCGCCGCCAACAACAGGCGCGACCGCAGCGUGUCCCUCGGCGUCGUGCCCCAGCUGUCCGUUGACGUCGCCCCCACCGCCGCCGCCGGCAGCGACCAGUCGGGCCAGCCCGGUGUCGACAACGAUAGCAACACCACCGGCGCUGACCUGCCGCCCGGGGCCGUGCGCAUCGCCGAGGCGCUGGCCUUCCAGCCCGUUGCCACGUCAGCAUCGACCAGCACCGCCGGGCUCGCGUCGCCGCGGAUCUCGCGUGAGCAGCACCUCAUGUUCAAGAAGCGGGAGCGGACCGGCUCGUUCAACAUUCCUGGCGAUCCCCGCCUCCAGCAGCGCGCCAAGGAGAAGAAGUUCUACUACAAGGGCCGCGAGCUGCGAUACCAUCUCAUGCCGUUCGGCGGCGGCGCCGGCAUGUGCCCCGGCCGCUUCUUCGCACGCAACGAACUCAAGCUCUUCGUCGCUGUCAUGAUCUACUACUUCGACCUCGAGCUCGUUCCUAACGAACAGGGAGAGAUCAAGCUGCCGCCGUUGGACGAGACGCGGCUGGGCAUUGGGAUCCUCCCGCCCGCCAAGGACCUGCCCUUCCGCUUCCGCCUGCGCGAGGAGCACCUCGCCGACUUCGCCGCCCCGCAGGAGAAGCAGCAGUCCUGA